Messenger RNA from Nerophis ophidion (straightnose pipefish), 805 nucleotides. Its product is annotated as sterile alpha motif domain-containing protein 1-like. The record is from RefSeq and is a predicted model, not a curated record. NCBI's taxonomy places the organism in Eukaryota, Metazoa, Chordata, Actinopteri, Syngnathiformes, Syngnathidae. The transcript has 2 exons. The coding region runs from base 17 to 487 and encodes 156 amino acids.
CGCUUCGACACCGCCGAUGACGUCUGCCGCUUCGACACCGCCGAUGACGUCUGCCGCUUCGACACCGCCGAUGACGUCUGCCGCUUCGACACCGCCGAUGACGUCUUCCGCUUCCACGCCGUUGAUGACGUCUGCCGCUUCCACGCCGGCACCAACAUCGGCUCCUCAGCCGCCUCCUGCAGAGGUAUCUGUUUUGGCUGCAGCCCCCGCCGCUUUGUCUGCUGUCUCCGGGCCUGCUUCAGCGCGCCCGCCUCCACGUCAGCCGCGGAUGUGGCCGUGCCCUGGGCGUCCUCCUCGCGGGAUGCACUCGUCUCUUUUUCGGCCAAUGAUGUGGCUGUUCCGUGGCCGCCCGCCCCGCCAGUUCCAGCGGCGCUCUACGCGCCGUCGCCACCUGACUUUCCCUCGCUGGCUGCGGGGACACAAGGGAACAUCUGGUAUCUGUUCCUUGAGGGGGAGGUCCUGUAACGAUCUGUCACUUACUUUCUGAUAGUUUUUCGUGUUUUGUACUUUGUUUCCUGUUCAGUGCUCUUAUUUUGUCAUACUUCCUGUUUACUCCGCUGAGCACUGUUUUUGUCACACUCGCCGUUGAUUGGCAGCGGUCCUCAGCUGCGGUCAAUCAACAGGUCUAUUUAUGUUUCACUCGAGCACUCCUCAGUGCUCGAAGUUAAACCUAUGUUGGGAACAUCUCCAUGCAAGACUGCUUUCUGUUUAUAUAUUUUACUUUGAUGAAAUUAAAAUCAUCUUACCUGCUUUCUGCUCUCCUGGAUUUUUGCAUACUUGAGGUCACACAACUGCAGCCAUGCGA